AUGAGGUUCGGUGAAUAUCUCCGUUCUUCUAUGAUCAAGGAAUUCUAUCCUUACUACAUUGCCUACGACGAUCUCAAGAAAGCUCUGAAGACAGAUUUCGUCGACGAGCCAACCUCCGAUAACACCAAUCCCGCCCGCAAAGAAUGGACCGAGGACGAUGAAACACACUUCGUCUCCUUGCUCGAGAGUGAGUUGGAGAAGGUGUUCCUUUUCCAGAAGCGCAAAAGCGAAGAGAUUGUCGCCCGCAUUCAAGAAAGCGAGCUCGAGGUGAACGAUGUCGUCUCCCGUCUGGACAGCUCGACCGAUUCCCGUCGCCAGAGUGUUCGAGCUUCUCGCCCCACACCCACCGAUGCGGAUUUCUUGCUCCUUGAGCAGGUACUCAGUGACAUUAUUGCCGAUGUUCAUGACUUGGCCAAAUUCACUCAAUUGAACUACACCGGGUUCCAAAAGAUCAUCAAAAAGCAUGACAAAGAAACUCAAUGGUACCUCAAGCCGGUUUUCGCGACACGUCUAAAGGCCAAGCCGUUCUUCAAGGACAACUACGACGCUUUCGUGAUUAAACUGUCCAAGCUUUAUGACCUGGUCCGAACCAAGGGUAACCCGGUCAAAGGUGACGCGUCUGCCGGUGGUACCCAACAGAACUUUGUGCGUCAGACCACAAAGUAUUGGGUGCAUCGGGAUAAUAUUACGGAGUUGAAGCUGGUGAUCUUGAAGCACUUGCCAGUGUUGGUCUUCAAUGCCAGCAAGGAGUUCGAGGAGAAGGAUACCGCCAUCUCUUCUAUCUACUAUGACAACACGGACACUUGGGAGCUGUAUCAGGGUCGUCUGAAGAAAACAGAAGGCGCCGAGGCAAUCCGACUGCGUUGGUACGGUGGAAUGGAAAGUGACCAGAUCUUCGUGGAGCGGAAAACCCACCGCGAGGACUGGACGGGAGAAAAGUCUGUCAAGGCGCGUUUCGUGCUCAAGGAGAAGCACGUCAAUGCCUAUCUCGAUGGCCGCAUGACGGUUGAGCAGAUCUUCGACAAGAUGCGCAAGGAGGGUAAGAAGAGCCCGUCGGAGAUUGAUGAUUUAGAGCAAUUGGCUCGCGAGAUUCAGUACCGCGUCAUUACUCGCCGCUUGAUGCCUGUCACCCGGACAUUCUACCACCGCACUGCAUUCCAGCUUCCAGGUGAUGCUCGUGUUCGAAUCUCCCUGGAUACGGAAUUGACCAUGGUCCGAGAGGAUAACCUGGACGGCCGCCAACGGUCUGGGAAGAACUGGCGUCGUAUGGAUAUCGGAGUCGACUUCCCAUUCUCCCAGCUGCCUCCGGAGGAUAUCGACCGAUUCCCCUAUGCCGUGCUGGAGGUGAAGCUGCAGACCCAGGCGGGCCAGGAACCUCCCCAGUGGAUUCGGGAUUUGACUGCCAGUCACUUGGUUGAGGCAGUCCCGAAAUUCAGCAAGUUCAUCCACGGAACAGCCACCAUGUUCCCUACUCGCAUCAACUUGCUCCCAUUCUGGUUCCCACAGAUGGGUGUGGACAUCCGCAAACCCGCUAGUCGCGAAUUCGGUAUCCACAGACCGCUGGCCAGUACCUCAAUAUCCGCCAAUGAUGAAGAUUCGGAUGACGAUGAAACCCCUGAAUCGCAAGAAACACCUCCGAACGGACACGUCACCGAACACCAGAGCGGAUUGUUUGAGACCAAUGGAAACGAACUAGAUAUCGAAGAACGCAUCGCCGCCCAGCCUCUGCCCGGCGACGAAGACUACCCCUUGUACGACUCCGACGACGAAUCGGUAUAUUCUGACGAACUCGAAGAAGCCCGUCGCAUCGGGGGUGCGUACUACGCGCAGCAACUAGCCAAAUACUAUCUCUCUCGAACUGGCCACGCUGUCGCACAAGGUCUCAUGGCGAUAAUCCCCCGCCCCCGUCCAACAUCCCUGCCUCCCCCGAACAGCAGCUUCCAGGCUCCUCCCGGCAAACGCAUUUUCGUUCCCAUCCGCGUGGAACCCAAAGUCUACUUCGCCGCCGAGCGAACCUUCCUCUCCUGGUUAGAAUUCUCCAUCAUCCUCGGCGGAAUCGCCGCAACCCUUCUUAACUUCGGCUCCGAUAACGCCACCCUCAUCUCCUCCUGGGCCUUCACCAUCCUCGCCGCCGGCGCCCUCGUCUACAGUCUCUUCCUGUACAUCUGGCGUGUCGACAAGAUCCGCAAGCGUCGCGACGUCAAGCGCGUCUACUACGAGCGCUGGGGGCCGACGGUUGUCAGCAUCGGACUCGUCGUGAUUAUCUUGAUUAACUUCGCGCUGCGCGUGCAAGCUGGCGGGUUUAUGGCUGCGCCGGGAUCGGAGGGUGAGCAUCGCCAUGGUGGCCAUGGCGAAUUGUAG
This is a messenger RNA of Penicillium verrucosum, 2361 nucleotides long. It is a transcript of the gene vtc4, whose product is annotated as putative vacuolar transporter chaperone (Vtc4). The record is from RefSeq and is a predicted model, not a curated record. NCBI's taxonomy places the organism in Eukaryota, Fungi, Ascomycota, Eurotiomycetes, Eurotiales, Aspergillaceae. The transcript is spliced from 5 exons. Bases 1 to 2361 code for a protein of 786 amino acids. Gene Ontology annotation, biological process: polyphosphate metabolic process; vacuolar transport; microautophagy. Gene Ontology annotation, cellular component: fungal-type vacuole membrane; vacuolar transporter chaperone complex.